AUGUUGCGGAGACCUCCUAAGAAGAUGCCGCCUUCUAGCACUGCAGUUAAGGACAAGGUUGUACGCAUGUUCGGCCAACGGUCGAUGCGCACCCUUCUAGACGCGCUUUCCCACACACCGGUGGGGGUGGUGGAGCACGUGGGUUCGGUGUUGGCACUGUGCGCGUGUGUGGUCGAGGCCGGUCUCACGGCUUCGCGGGCCUUGACCUUUCCGAGCCCUACGGUUGGAGGUGUGGCGACCGCAAAUGGUUCCCUUGCUAUUACGGAUGAAGGGAGGAAGCGGGCGGCCGCGAUCGUUGACCACGCCAGACAGCUGCGGCGGCUCCAUUUAAGGGCGAAUAAUACCGAGAAGAACAUUCCCAGAUCGAGGGCAAACAAGCAUCAAAUGCUUGGGCCGAGACGAGCCGGGACAAUCGGUGUAAAGGGCGAAGAAGCGAUGAUGGCCUUGGGAGACCUCGGGAAGUGGGCUAUCGUUCACAAGCGGAACUUACCGUGUCUCAUGAAAAUUCUUCAAGCGGCCGAAGCUCUUCUGUUGUCAGACGCACUCCUUGUUCGGCACUUCGCCAGGAUGAUAGGCGCGCAGGAGGCUCGAGAGGCUCUGGUCGAGGCGGGGAUUUUCCUGGGGCACGUCACGCAGACGUGUGACGCGCUUGUGGAAGAAGUAAGGAGGAGGGCGAUCGCUGCUGUUUCCGUCCAGCGGUUUUGGAGGGGUGCACGCGUGCAAAGGCACCAGCAGGCCGCAGACCCCGGGCACUUAGGCGACGACAGUCUCGAGGAGGCGAAGGUUCCAACCGCAGGCGGGACGGUUGCCUUCCUCCCAGCGAGCAGAACCAAUCGUCACGUCGGUUCUGACGACAUUCAUCAAUUAGCCGCUGCAGAAAUGGUGCGGGCAGUUGACUCCGCUCUCUUCCUCGCGGGUACUCGAACCAAGGCAGCGGUGGUCCUACAGCGAUGGACGAGGAUUAGGAGAAGCCGACAGUACCGGGAGGAAGCUCGUGUGCGGAUGAGAACGGAGAGAUUGGUCACGGCAGCGGUUGGUGUGCAGGCGCUAGCUCGAGGGAUCAGCGCUCGCCGCCAUGCGUCUCGAGCGACCAGGCGAGCGGCAGCGGCAGUGACCGUUCAAGCCUUUUGGCGCGGACUGCUAGGAUGGAAGCGGGCCCGAAGCCGAGAGUUUGGAGUGGUGUUUCUCCAAAGGUGGUGGCGAUACACCACAGCACUGUCUCACCUGUCUCGCAUCAGCGCGCUGGCGCAAACGCGAAAUCUGGAAUCCCUCGCGGACUCGGCAUCUUACGUACGAAGAAUCACGCUGGGUAUCUUUUCGCACGACGAACCCACGCUUGGCUUGUCAGCAUCUCGGUAUCCGCGCAAGGUCUGGAUCCACAAGCAGUGGACAAGACAGAUGAUCACACCUCUGUCACCCAGCUCAGUAGGUAGGUUAGGCAGAUCCCAAAGGGAUAGCAGACUAGGGAUAGCAGACUGUGACCAUCGCGAUGCAUCCCUGUCUUUGCACUUGGCCAAGGCACGCUUCGAGAUGGAACAGCGAUCCACGCCGAAGGCGGCCGGAGACAUCCUUCGGGCCUUGGUGACGCGUCAUUUUUCCCAGCCACCCGCCCUGGGUAAACUCACUUCGGCCCUGCGGCGGCGGAAGAACCGUGUGGGUGGAGACGGCAGUCUGUCACUCACCCACAGGACGGGGGAAAUGGCAGCGGUUAGAGCUGGACAGGGCCAACACGCCCCGGGGCUCACACCACGAUUUAUAGAGGGGAAAGAGAACCAUAACAACAACACCAACACCAAGAGCAGCAGCAACAACAACGACAGCAACAGCAACAACAAUGGCCCUGCCUGCGCGAUAGAUGGAAGUGAUGGUAUGCCUGUCAGCCCUGGCAAAGGCCCAGAACCACGUACGGCAGUAUCGGGAGCCUUCCGCGGGGAGCCACUCCAGGACAUCGACGGCGCAAAGUUCCCGUCGGAGAUACCGUCAAGGACUGUCCAACCCACUUUGGGGCUUGCAAGCACGGACAGGUGCGAGGUAGCUGCGGGGCCUUCGGCACCCGACGGCGGAAAGAGCGCCAGCCCUUGUUUGUCCAUUGUCGACGAAGUGGCAUCCCAGCAGGCGGAUGCCCACAGGAAGACAUCAAGGGGCUUGGGGAUGGAGUACGACGCCCCUUUGGCAAGACCCUCCUGCCAAACCGGCAACGGCACCGACCUCGCAGCGAGAGCUACAUCGACGGCACCCCUCCAACGAGCCGAGAAAGCCACCAACGUGCCCCAGACACCCUCGUCGCCAACCGACGCUCCGUCGGCGGGGAUGCGCCUGCUACAUCGCCAUCGCCAGCGACACCGCGGCGACAGCGACGAACAGACCGCGGCAACAGCAGCCGGAGCUCCUCUCCUGCCGGGAGGAUGCCGCGCAGCCGUGCCCCACGGUCAAUGUCUCCCGCCCGAAACCUGCAGGCCACCGCCAGCGAGACCCAGCCACCAAUUCUGGACCGCGCCAUCACGGACACGUCCGGAGGGCUAG
Molecule: messenger RNA, 2523 nt
Organism: Ectocarpus siliculosus
Lineage: Eukaryota; Phaeophyceae; Ectocarpales; Ectocarpaceae
Source: the annotation of a GenBank genome assembly